AUGUCACUCAAAUUCAAAGUACCCGCAAGUCUCCAACAGUCCCUCGACGCCACCAAAGUCGAAUACGUUCGUCUUGGAAACUCCGGUCUUCGCGUCUCCCUACCAAUACUGGGAUGCAUGGGCUUGAGCAUGACCGGCACCUCCCCCUAUGCAAACUGGCUUCUCAACAAGGAAGAAUCCCUCAAAGUGCUCAAAGCAGCGUACGAUAAUGGCAUAAAUACCUGGGACACAUCAAACGUCUACUCUAGUGGACAGAGCGAGGAAGUGAUUGGUGCUGCGAUUCGAGAAUUGAAGAUUCCACGCAGCAAAGUUGUGAUUAUGACCAAGUGCGCGUUUGCGGUUGGAGAGGACGAGACUGUUCUGGGACAAGGGUUUCCGGAUUUAUUGUUGCAGAGCAAGGACUAUGUCAAUCAGGGAGGAUUGAGCCGAACCGCUAUAAUCAAAUGCGUCGACGACUCCCUCGCUCGCCUGGGCACCACAUACAUAGACGUCCUCCAACUCCACCGCUUCGACAAAAACACCCCCAUCGAAGAGACCAUGAAAGCACUGCACGAUCUAGUGCAGUCCGGGAAAGUACGCUACAUCGGCGCAAGCUCCAUGUGGGCCGUGCAAUUCGCGCAAAUGCAAUUCGUCGCCGAAAAGAACGGCUGGACCAAAUUCAUCAGUAUGCAAAACUACUACAACCUGUGCUACCGUGAAGAAGAGAGGGAGAUGAUCCGGUUCUGUAAGGAGACUGGCGUCGGCCUUGUGCCGUAUUCGCCUCUGUUUGCGGGUAAACUGGCGCGACCCGUUGGGUACAAUGUAUCAGCACGAUCAAAGGGGCCGACGGCGCAUAUUAAUGGUUUGACCAAGGCUGAUGAAGAGAUUAUCUCGAGAGUUGAGAAGUUGGCGGCUGACAAAGGGUGGAAGAUGAGUGAGGUGGCUUUGGCGUGGAAUAAGAGUAAAGGCACAAUCCCGAUUGUGGGUCUCAAUUCGGCGGAGAGAAUUGAGGAGAUGGCUGGCCUCAGGGAUAGGGUGUUGACAGAUGAGGAGGCGAAGCACCUUGAAGAGCCUUAUGAAGCGAGAGCUGUUGCUGGUCAUUUUUAG
Molecule: messenger RNA, 1086 nt
Organism: Talaromyces amestolkiae
Lineage: Eukaryota; Fungi; Ascomycota; Eurotiomycetes; Eurotiales; Trichocomaceae
Exons: 2
Coding region: 1-1086 (361 amino acids)
Source: RefSeq, a predicted model, not a curated record